Messenger RNA from Sorex fumeus (smoky shrew), 2363 nucleotides. RefSeq names its product kelch like family member 9 (gene KLHL9). NCBI's taxonomy places the organism in Eukaryota, Metazoa, Chordata, Mammalia, Eulipotyphla, Soricidae. Gene Ontology annotation, cellular component: Cul3-RING ubiquitin ligase complex. Bases 37 to 1890 code for a protein of 617 amino acids. Gene Ontology annotation, biological process: regulation of cytokinesis; protein ubiquitination. The transcript has a single exon. The record is from RefSeq and is a predicted model, not a curated record. Gene Ontology annotation, molecular function: cullin family protein binding; ubiquitin-protein transferase activity.
GGCGAAUAAUCGUGGUGCCCCGGGGAAGGCUUUCCCAUGAAAGUGUCCCUCGGUAACGGAGAAAUGGGCGUCUCCUCCCAUCUGCAGCCUUGCAAGGCCGGAACCACUCGCUUCUUUACCAGCAAUACUCACAGUUCGGUGGUAUUGCAAGGGUUUGAUCAGCUGAGAAUAGAGGGGUUGCUCUGUGACGUGACCCUCGUUCCGGGGGAUGGCGAUGAGAUCUUCCCCGUGCACAGAGCAAUGAUGGCGUCCGCCAGCGAUUAUUUCAAGGCCAUGUUCACAGGUGGAAUGAAAGAGCAAGACCUGAUGUGCAUUAAGCUCCACGGGGUGAACAAGGUUGGCCUGAAGAAGAUUAUUGAUUUCAUUUAUACCGCAAAGCUGUCUCUUAACAUGGACAAUCUUCAGGACACGCUUGAAGCUGCCAGCUUUUUGCAGAUUUUGCCGGUCUUGGACUUCUGUAAAGUCUUUCUCAUAUCCGGAGUGUCUCUAGAUAACUGUGUUGAAGUUGGACGAAUCGCCAACACCUACAACCUUAUAGAAGUGGAUAAAUACGUCAAUAGUUUUAUCCUGAAGAAUUUCCCUGCAUUGUUGAGCACCGGGGAGUUUCUGAAGCUCCCCUUUGAACGGCUUGCCUUUGUGCUUUCCAGUAAUAGCCUAAAGCACUGCAGUGAACUUGAACUCUUUAAGGCGGCCUGUCGCUGGCUGAGACUGGAAGACCCGCGGAUGGAUUAUGCUGCAAAAUUAAUGAAGAAUAUUCGAUUUCCGCUGAUGACACCGCAGGACCUCAUCAAUUACGUGCAGACGGUAGAUUUCAUGAGAACGGACAAUACCUGUGUGAAUUUGCUUUUGGAAGCCAGCAAUUACCAAAUGAUGCCAUAUAUGCAGCCAGUGAUGCAGUCAGACAGAACUGCAAUUCGGUCUGACUCAACUCACUUGGUUACAUUAGGAGGAGUUUUGAGGCAGCAGCUUGUUGUCAGUAAAGAAUUAAGGAUGUAUGAUGAAAGGGCUCGAGAGUGGAGAUCUUUAGCUCCCAUGGAUGCCCCUCGUUACCAGCAUGGCAUUGCUGUUAUUGGAAACUUCCUUUAUGUAGUCGGUGGACAAAGUAAUUAUGAUACCAAAGGAAAGACUGCCGUUGAUACAGUUUUCAGAUUUGAUCCUCGGUAUAAUAAAUGGAUGCAGGUUGCAUCCUUAAAUGAGAAGCGCACGUUCUUUCACUUGAGUGCUCUCAAAGGACAUCUGUAUGCCGUUGGUGGUCGCAGUGCAGCUGGGGAACUGGCAACUGUUGAAUGUUACAACCCAAGAAUGAAUGAGUGGAGCUAUGUUGCAAAAAUGAGUGAACCCCACUAUGGUCAUGCUGGAACAGUGUAUGGGGGCUUAAUGUAUAUAUCAGGAGGAAUUACUCAUGACACUUUCCAAAAUGAGCUCAUGUGUUUUGACCCAGAUACAGACAAAUGGACACAGAAGGCUCCAAUGACUACAGUCAGAGGACUGCAUUGUAUGUGCACAGUUGGAGACAAGCUCUAUGUCAUUGGUGGUAAUCACUUCAGAGGAACAAGUGAUUAUGAUGAUGUUCUAAGCUGUGAAUACUAUUCACCAACCCUUGACCAGUGGACACCAAUUGCUGCUAUGUUAAGAGGUCAGAGUGAUGUUGGAGUUGCUGUCUUUGAGAAUAAAAUCUAUGUUGUAGGUGGAUAUUCUUGGAAUAAUCGUUGUAUGGUAGAAAUUGUCCAGAAAUAUGACCCAGAAAAGGAUGAGUGGCAUAAAGUUUUUGACCUUCCAGAAUCACUUGGUGGUAUUCGAGCUUGUACGCUCACAGUUUUCCCACCUGAAGAAAACCCCGGAUCACCUUCUAGAGAAUCACCUCUUUCAGCACCUUCAGAUCAUUCUUAGGACUGAAGUGUAAUAUGUUUGCUGUGCAUUGUGGAUGAUCUCAAACUUUCCCUUGAGUUAGGUCUUAGAACAGUUAUUAGGUAAAAAGGUAGCAUACUGUAUGUUUAUUAAGUGGUUACUAACUAUUCUGAAAAUGUAUUGGCUAUAACCAGUUAUUCUGACAAAUGUUAAAAACGUAGAAAAAUGUUAGUUGUCUUUUUGUGGUGGUGUGUCAAAUUGUAGUUGAUGGUAAUAAAUGUCUAAUUAUGGUCAUUGUGCUUCAAAGUUGGAAUUUUUUAUCUUUGUAAAAUAUCAAAAGAAACUAUGUUCCAACCUAAAAUGUAAACAAAAGGCUGCCAAGUGUUAGCUACCGUCCUUUAUUCAUAGAGUUUUUAACAUAGCUGCCAAUUCACCAGAUUGUGUGAGUACAUUCAAAAUAUGUGAAGUUUCUUAGGGAAACAGGAGAAAUAAUACAUUUUUAAAAUACUAAAAUA